Messenger RNA from Odontomachus brunneus, 5121 nucleotides. RefSeq lists its product as uncharacterized. The transcript has 4 exons. NCBI's taxonomy places the organism in Eukaryota, Metazoa, Arthropoda, Insecta, Hymenoptera, Formicidae. The coding region runs from base 155 to 1402 and encodes 415 amino acids. Gene Ontology annotation, cellular component: extrinsic component of mitochondrial inner membrane. The record is from RefSeq and is a predicted model, not a curated record.
CCUUAUGAUACCCGCACAAACACUUGUAAAUAUAUUAUUAGUGUUACAAUUAGUGUUGUAAUAAUAUUAUUAGUGUUUCGCAAACGGUCGCACGAUCAACAUAUAUAUUCAAGCUACAAUUAAUAACAAUAUAAGUUGUACCGUUCUAAGCGUGAUGUUGAAUCCUGAACCACGGAUAAUACGAGACCCAAUCGUAAAUUAUAAUAAUUUUUUCAAUCCGUACAUCUGUCAUGUUUGCAAAUUUCCAGAGGUCCUGGAAGUAUGUCAUUGGUGCCGUUUGAUCUCUUAUUGCUGCAAAGAGCACUUGCAAUUGCAUCGAGUGGAACACCAAGAGUUUUGUCUGGCUGUAGUAAGCUUGAGUGUCGAAGUAUUCAACAACCAAAAUAUAACUCUUAAGGAAUGGAAUGAAUUUAACAAGGUUAAUUUGGAAAGAGUUAAGGAUAAAUUGGGUCGCAAUCUAAAACGAUAUGAAGAGCAAAUAUUCCUAUUUGCAAAAUCGUGUCGUAAAUGCCACCGCCAGAAUGACCUGAGUCUCGUUUGCAACACAUGCAAGUCGGUCAGCAUGUGUUCUACGCACAACUCAACUCCUUAUCUGCACAACUGCGCGAAACUACAGCUUUGUACAAGACUGGAUAUCGAAAAUGCCGUAAUAAAUGAAGACGAUAUACCAAUGCCGAGAAGGCUUGUACGUUAUAGAAAUUUGCGCAAUAUGAAAACAUAUAUUCGACGUGGUUUAGGACGUAGUAGUGAUUUCGAAACAUGGGAAUAUGCUGAUUUUUUAUAUACUGAUUGUCUCUCAAAACCAUUGACGUUAUUGUAUUACAUACAAGAAGAUAAUAUAUACAAUCUGAAGUCAUGUAGGAACUGGAGAAUUCACGUUAUAGCCGGAACCUUCGUGGGUAGAAAUAAUUUAUUGGCUUGGGAAGUCUUCUUACAUCAAAUGAUUCCUGAUUCAAAAUUAUAUAUUAUAAUGGUAGGACCACACUUAGAAGACGGUUUAGAGACUAUACAGCAUUGUCGAACUUGCCGCGAACAAAACAAAGAAGUUUUUUUUCGUUAUCGUAGUAUGACAUAUAGAAAUUAUAGACGUUCUAGGUCAUAUCUAAGAAAUAGGCCAGAUAUAAUUGUUGGAUUUGACGUAGAUUUUAAGGAUAACGAAAUGUCUAUUGUAGCAGCAUUAUUGAGUCAGGACAUCCCGUUAUUUUUUACCUGCAAAUCAGAAAGUAAGGCGGAAGAGAUCGUUACGGAAAUAGGGGCAACAUACUUCAAAGUUCCUGUCAUUUAUGGUUUGAAUAAAUUCGCAUCUUGUAGACCAUAUAGAGAUGUUGAGAGUGAUUCUCCGUUAUUUCUUCAUAAGUAUUUAAUUAUGUAUUUAGAGAACAACUCAGAACUGUCAGAAUAGUCAGAAUAAGAACUUAGAUAUUUCUAGUAAUGACAUCAAACCUAGUAUAAGGAGCAAUUUAUUUGAAGAAUAAUUGUACCGUCACACCAUUCGUCGAUCGCAUCAUUAUAAACAAUUUACAAGGGACGACCACAUCGAGAAUGCUACAUCAAACUAAACGCAUGAACAUAUUCGCUAAUAUAUAAUGCAGCUGAGUGAAUACUGCGACAUGUAAGGUUCUCGUGAUGUAAUGCGAAAUGGACUAACUUUAAACAUGAAAAAGUCAAAGUUAUACAUUACAAGUUAUUUAUGAGCUGUAUAUUUCGUGAUCCGGAAGUAUACAAAAUCAAAUUUCUUUAUUUGCAAAAUCGUAUAUUAUUUGUCUUUGACAAGAUCAUUUGGUUGCACAACUUAGGCAUCGGUAAUUGUUCUAUUAGGACUAUUCCAAUAAGGAUAAUUUAGUAAUGUAGUAGAUUGUUAAUAGGUGUAAAGAUAAAAUAUUAUAUAUGUAUGUAUGUGUAUAUAUAUAUUUAAUUUUUAUCAUAUAGUUUUAAAACUGUAUCAUAUACAGCUGUAAAACUUCCAGGUAUAUAAUAUUUUAUUAGUGCCUCGCGAUAAUAUAUAGUAUUUUAUUAGUGCGAUAAUCGCCAAUUCGACAUCUGUACUGAAUGCCAAUUGUCAUACGUAUAAAUAUAAACACAGAUUUCGAAUGUUUGUCUCUUCUGCGCGCUAUUCUAGAUUAAUAUUACUAAAUAUAUCCUACUUCUAAACGUUAGUAACGCGAACAAAUUUUAGAUAUUAUGUUGAUAUUUGAACUGCUCACAGAGCAAUUUUUGUUUGUAUACAAUAUAAUAAAUUAAAUAUAAAUACAAUAUAAUAAUUUUUGUUUGUAUUACAAUAUAAUAAAUUUUCCUCUUACGUAUGCAAAUCUAUAUCAGCUUUUAUGUAGUAUUUUCGGCGUGAUAUGAUUUCGUAUUACAACGUAAGGAGCACAGUUUAAAGCAUCGAACGAGGCAUAUCAAAAGAACCUGCAAGUAUGUCAUUGGUGCCGUUUGAUCUCUUAUUGCUGCAAGGAGCACUUGCAGUUGCAUCGAGAGCAACACAAAGAGUUUUGUCUGGCUAUACUAAGCCUGAGUAACGAAAUAUACUACUCCCAUAAUAUGACGCUUAAGGAAUGGACUGAAUUCAAGAAAGCUAAUGUGAGAAGAGUUAAACAUAAACUUGGUCGCGAUCUAGAGCCAUAUGAAGAGCAAAUAUUGCUAUUUGCAAAAUCGUGUCUCAUAUGCCGUCGCCAGAAUGACCUGAGGGUCGUUUGCAAGUCAUGCAUGUCGGUUAGCAUGUGUUCUACGCACAAAUCGACUGCUUAUGUGCACAACUGCAAGGGCCUACUGCUUUGUACAAGACUGGAUAUAGAGAAUGCCGUAACAAGUGAACAGAAUGUACCAAAGAUUUUAAGUUAUGAAUAUUUGAAAACAUAUCUUCCACAUCGUUUAGGAUGUAUUAGUGAUUUUGAUACUUGGAGCAAUGUUGAUUUUUUAUAUACCAAUUACUUGUCAAGACCUAUGACGUUGUUAUCUAACAUGACGAGAGCAGGUAUACACGAACUGACAUCUUCUGCAAUCUUUACAAUUCACGUUAUAGCCGGAAGCUUCACGGAUCAAAAUAGUCUAUUGGCUUGGGAAUUCCUUUUACAUCAAAUGAUUCCUUGGUCGUCAUUAAUUGUUGACAUGACAGAGUCAAAAUUAGAAAAUAAUCUUUAUGAUAUACCGCUUUGUCAAACUUGCUGUACUCAAAACAAAGACAUUUUUUUUGAUUAUUUCCCUAUGACAUACAAUCAUUAUAUAUUCACUGAGAAUUAUUCAGAACCAAAUAUAUUUAUUGGAUUUGACAUAGAUUUUGAGGAUGAUAAAACGGCUAUCCAAGCAGCAUUAAUGUAUAAGCACAUACCGUUAAUUUUGACCUGCAAAUCAGAAAGUAGGGCUCAACAAAUCGUUACGGAAGUAAGAACAACUUUGAGCAAAGAGCCUGUCAUUAAUAAGAAGAAUAUAUUCGCAUCUUGUAGACCAUAUAGAGAUGAUGAGAGUGAUUCUGUGUUUUUUCAACACCAGUAUGUAAUUGUCUAUAACGAAGAAGCUUACAAAAGGAGAAAUUUAGGUACUUCUAGCAAUCACAACCAAUUCAGCACCAGCAUCAAUUUAUUUCAAGAAUAAUUGUACCGUCAUACUGGUUGUAUCAUUAUAAACUAUAUACAAGGGAAGUCCACAUCAAGAAUGCUGUAUCAAACGAAACGCAUAAAUAAAUCUGACAAUAUAUAAUGCAGCUGAGUAAAUCCUGGAACACGUAAUGUUUUUGUGAUAUAAUGCGAAAUGGGUUAACUUCAAACAAGAGGAGGUCAAAUUUAUACAUUACAAGUUAAUUAUGAGCUCUAUGUUUCGUGACCGAGAAGUGUACGAAAUCAAGUAUCUUUAUUUGCAAAAUCGUGUAUUAUUUGUCGUUAACAGAAUCACCUGACUGCACGACUCCGGCAUCGGGAACCUCUCUAUUACGACUAUUCCAAUAAGGAUCAUUUAGUAAUAUACUAAAUUAUAAAUAGAUACAGAGAUAAGAUACUAUAUAUGUAUAUACAUAAUAUUUGUUAUAUAUAAUUGAAAAAUUAUAUACUAUAUCAUACAUAAUUGUAAAACUUCCAGAUAUACGCUAGAACAUUGGUGAAUAUUUUAUUAGUACCAUCGACAGUCGCCGAGUCAUCUGUACUGAAUGCCAAUUGUCCACUGAGUACAAAUUGUCAUACAUGAAUAUAAACACAGAUGUUUCGAGCGUUUGUCUCUUUUGCUCUAGAGCAAACUCCGUUCUAGAGUAAUAUUACAAAAUAUCUUCCAAAUGUUUUAUUAAAUUAUGCGGACAUAUUUUAGAUAUUAUGUCGACAUUUGGACUGUUUACACUGCAAUUUGUCUGUACAAUAAUAAAUUUUUCUAUUCUAACGUUUGCCACGUAUGCAAAUCUAUAAGCUUUCAUGAAAUACUUAAGAUGUAGUAUAAUUUCUAAUUACAGCAAGGAGCACAGAUUAAUGCAUUGAUACACCCACAAUGUUUUCACAUAUGAAAGCAAUCGAUAUAUUCCCGAUAAUCUUUAGAGUAUAAGUAUGUGAGAUGUAUAAGAUAUGCAAUAUUUUAACCAGAGAUUUGCAACGUGAUAGAAACAUAUUUUUUUGGUUGGUUAUUACGAAUAUUUUAAAUACUUUUCUAUAUUGUUGGCAUUGUUUAAUGGAAUUUUAUAAGCGAAUUUAUUACAUGAUCUGCAGCCUCCACACGAUUUUUUAUACUUCAUCUUAUAGUAUCUGAAAGUUUUAUACAUGUACAUAGUUUAGUAGCUUGGGAAAGCAUUUUGUAUGAAUUUCUGUCAGAAAUGCAAUUACAUUUUUCAUUACGGUUAUAUUUUCCGAGGUAUUUUAAUUGGAAACAUUAUCGUCGCAAAAACCCCGGAAAAGCUUCUUGGUAGCGCCGUAUGCCAUGAACACAGUCACAUCUCGGUCUCGGUCUGUCAUUCUCGAAUCUAUCAUUCUCGAAACUCGUCAUUAUGUAGUUGGCGUCGCGAUGCUACCGCGUCGUUUGAUGAACUCUACAGAAUUUUUAUUGACUGUGCUCGGAGGAAGAAUUGUAGCCAAUAUGUAAAUACAUACCACCCGAUUAUACGCUGAAGCAUAUUUGAUAAUAAUGAAUCAUGUUGGAUUAUUUUACUGA